UCGAGGAUACGAGAAAACUACAUUUCCCACAACACACUGUGCGCUGUGCCAAUGGUGGUGGCACAGGUGACCGCAGACGCUCCGAGUUGUGACAACAUCUCGACGGUCAAAACGAAAACACAUUUGACUCCGAAGUGGCAGUGCCUGGCAGGUUUGGUAAUAUCAGAGCGCACGAGAGAAGUGGGCACGCACUUUUCCUGAACCUGACUACUUCGUUCUGUCUGACCUUCAGAUCGGAUUGCCGUCCAUUUUCUCCAGCAUCCAGGCAUGUAGUCAGCAGCAUAAGCAGAGCAUAUUCCACCUUCUGAACUCUUUUUCUUCUUAACAGCUUCCUCUACCUCUCGGGCUGGACUGCGGUGCAUUGACGUCGGCUCGCCCUCCCCUGCCCCCUCGCCCCCCAGCAAUGGCCUCACGCAUUGGCCUGCGGAUGCAGCUGAUGCGAGACCAGCUGCAGCAAGAGGAGCAGCGUGAGAGGCAGCAGCUACAGCAGCAGCAGCAGAAUGCAGCCCUGCAAUACAUGCAGCAGCGUAUGGCUGGGCCACCUGCACCCACCCCAGCCAUUAGCACCCCACAGCAUUACCAAAGCAUGCAGGUCCCUGUGGAGGUCCUUAAGGUGCAGACCCACCUCGAGAAUCCUACAGAUUACCACAUCCGUCAGUCUCUGAAGCAACAGGUGAAAGAAUACCUGUCCACCACAUAUGCCACUAAACAGACUGUCCACGCCGUAGCAGGGCCCUCUCCUCCCCCCAACAUGGGACCUACAGGGGGUUCAGCGUCUGCCCCCCAACACCUCCACUCCCCACAUAUGCGCACAGAGCAGCUCAUGUCUGGAAACAGUGCCCCCAACAGCCCCAUGGCCAUGCUCAACAUCGGCUCCAGCCACGAGAAAGAGAUGGAUGAGGUCAUUGAUGACAUCAUCAGCAUGCAGUCCAAUUACGAUGAUAUUCAGGCAUACAUUGACCCUGUCCAGAUGCCAAACACACUCCCCCUGUCUAGCAGUCACCUGGAUGUGUAUACAGGUCCUGGGAUGAAGGGGCCAGCCAUUGCUAUGACCAGUAACUCCUGUCCGGCCAACCUGACCAUCAAACGAGAACUGUCAGAUGCAGAAGCCCGUGCGCUGGCCAAGGAGAGACAGAAGAAAGACAACCACAAUCUGAUUGAAAGGAGGAGGAGAUUCAACAUCAAUGAUCGUAUCAAAGAACUGGGCACCAUGAUCCCCAAAACCAAUGACCUUGUGCAUAGUGAUGUGCGCUGGAACAAAGGCACUAUACUGCGGGCGUCUGUGGAGUACAUCAAACGCAUGCAGAAGGAUGUUCAGAGGACCAGAGAGGUGGAGAACAACUUCAAAAGGAUGGAGAUGGCCAACAAACAGCUGUUGCUACGUAUCCAGGAGUUGGAGAUGCAGGCUCGUCUGCAUGGACUGCCCAGCAACUCUCCCUCUGGCCUGAACCCGAAUGACCCGAUGGCUUCUUACAUAAAACAAGAGACCAGCCCAGAGGAGAACCUCUCUCACCCCCAGGCACAAGCCCACCACCAGCACCAGCACUUACCCCAGAACCAGGCUCAGCCCCAGGCCCAGCAGCACCACUUCCUCCAGCAGACCCACCUCCACCAUCAGGGCCAGGCUCCGCCUCAGCCCAGGCAGCUGCCACCGCUCCCCCAGCACCUGCAGCCUCAGCCACCCAUCCAGUACCCCUCUGUAGGCAGCUCCCAGCCCUUUGACUUUGCCCAAUCGCUGGACUUGUGUGAUGGGAUACCCGGCUUCUCAGACGGCAUGUCGGGGCUAGGCGACCUGGGCGGAAUGGACGUCCAGGGGAGGAGAGGCGAGCUGGCCUUCCUGAUGAUGGACGAGCCCUUGUCCCCUAUGGGCAGAGACCCGCUGCUCUCUGCGAUGUCCCCUGAAGCCUCGGUCGACUCUAGCCGUAGAUCCAGCUUCAGCAUAGAGGAUGGAGACAUACUGUAGACACAUGCGUACACACACACACACACACACACACACACACACGCUCACACUCACACAUGCACAUGCAGUGGUUUUGGAGAGGUUGCAUUAAAAAUGUAAAACAGCACGACACAACACAUUUACAAGCACAUACAACAGAAAGGAAUCAGCCACCAGACAUUGUUCACCCAGCACACACACGUGCUAUACACAUCACACAAUUUGACACCGAUGACACUCAUUUGUGGUACAAUUAUCUCCCCUUAAAGGCAGGAGCAAAAGAAGGUACACAUCACUCACACCGUUGAAAAUAUUCUGUAUAGCGCAAACAUUUGUGUCCACACACAGAAGUGCAUGUGAAAUAAACUGAGCAGCUUGAAACUUUGCCCAGCAGACUUGAGCAUUUACAAGGAGGUGAACCAACACUGCCAGGUCAGGAGUUAUAUUGCACACGUGGCCUUGAUUCCGUAAAAGGUGGCUCUGAAUCAUAAUUGGAACAGGGGACAAAACCAGCAGUUAAUUAGAUUGAAGUUAUCAGAUACAAGGACAACCGAGUGCAUUGUCUCACUCGAUAGAGGACACGUUAUUUUUCUCCUUACAUCAACCUCUUCUAGCAGCCAUAAAUGAUUAAAUGAACGAUAGCAAAUAAAAUGGAAAUAGCUUUAUGGUCCUGCAUGCAUAAUUUAUCUUAAGGGGAUGCAGUCCAGUCACAUCACUCUGUUCCUCAGUCUGUUAUUCCACCCUUUGCUUUUGCUUCUAGCACUAGCUGUUUUGUGUUUGAGAAAGAUCUGUGUUUUCAUGUUUGUUCAUAAAGUGUCCACAUUUUAGGACACGUCACUCACUGGAUGGACAAUUUACUUUAGGAGGCAGAAGCCCUUUUAAUUUAUUGCACCUUCCCCACUUCUGGCUGUAACUUUUGUCUUUUCACAAACACCUACACAUGCCCACACACUGUCUCCCAGCUCCCACAUCUUUAACACUUGACACUGUCAUGACCCCCCACCCCCACGAAGAAGACACUGUAAAGUGUGUUGACUCCGGUGAGAGAGUAGAGAAAAACAUAAUCUUCAAACAGCGUGUCAUCCAAAUCUGUGAGGUGUCAAAAAUACUCAGGUACUGUAACAGAAUACACGUGCAGGAUCAUUUUUAAGUUGAAGCAGAUGUAAACCUGAACUGAGUCAGUCUCUUAACCCAUAUCAAUGUGCCUUUUGAUUUUUGCAGCUGCUGCCCUUCAAAGGCAUGUUUUUAUAGGUCAGAGGACCUCAUGACCAGGGUUUAGGUGUAAUAUCAACUUCAGUUAUGCCUGUAAAUGCUUUAGAGUUUGCUUCUGCACCAACUCUGCCUUUGUUGUUGCAGUCGAUAAAUGUUUCAUUUUUCUCUCACUAACUGACUUUGUAGGGCCAGGUGAAGGAAAGGUUCAGUGACAGGGUUUAAUACUGGAGAGAGAAAGAGAUAUUUUGUCUCAGCUGACAGCAGAGGUAGUGUAAUCUUCACUGUAAAAGCACAGCAUUGGGAUACACUUGCAUGCAUUUCAAGCACUCACUCGGCACACAAACAGGCAUGCAUUAAACGCACAGGUGCAGAAUAGUGCUCACAUACAUACAGUGCAGCCCUUGAGGCUGUUUUCAAAUCAGCACGUUAAUAAGUCUCCUGUGCUUCAGUCUCUCUCUGAAGCUGCCAGAUGCAGAGGUAGAACUCAGGUCUGCUGUUGAAACUGCCACCUGCUGUAAAGGGAAGCUGUUAUCCCACUGGCUGCAGUUAUCACAGUGAUGGUUGGGGCCGGCUGCGGUGGGCCUGAGGUUUAUCUCUGCUGUGGUGGACAUGGGGCUUGGCUUUGAUUUGACAUAGCUUAUAAUCAGUACCGAUAAAGGUAGAAAAAAAUAAAACGUUGGUGAUUUUCUUUACUAUAUAGUGUGUUGUUUAUUUCAUCUCCCAAAGCACUGGAAACUAUAUUAUUGUUUUUAAUUUGUACAUGGAAGAAUUAUGGAAUAAGAUUUAUUUCAGAUGUUAUAUGCCACUAAGCCGCUUAAAUGUAUUUUAUUUGUAUUUGUUGUUUUAGUUCUGUUUCAAUUUUAUUCCAAAACUACCCUUUCUUCUCAGAGCCAUUUUCAGUAAGCACACUAUUAAGGCAUUUACGCUGCCAAUGUUUUAUUGGGGAAGGAGUGGGGAGCCAUUUAUGUACUUCCAGAUUUCAACUGACUUUGGAGAGAUGAAGAGAUUCUGUACAUUUUUGAUGCAAUUUUUAUAUGAUUGGGAUUUUAUUUUUCGCUUUGUUUUAACUUUGAAAUUUGGAGCCAGACAUAGAUGAAAGGUGAUUAUUUGAUUUGAUUUAAUUCAAAUUGCUCAUUUUAUGAAUGUAAGCUUUACCAGUGGUUCUAGUCAGACUGAAGCAGGUUGACGUUUUCGCCAUUCCUCCUCCCUCCCUGACUUUGCUUUCCAUGGAGACUGGAGGACGACUGACUUCACAUAAACCCUGAGCCGAGGAGUUGUGGUUGCCGUGGCGUAGUAGCAUUGACUCUGCAUUUCUCUGUCUGCCGGUGUUGUCUUUUCAGCCACAGUUUUGACUGUGGUACUGUCACCCAGCCAACACUCCAAAGAGCUGCUCGCGCCUCCUCUACUCUUCCACUAGAGGGUGCUCUGCAGAGCAAACUAUACAGGGAAAAGUGGUUCUGAUUUUACUGAGAAUAUAAAAUGUUUUACCAGAAUCCA
This is a messenger RNA of Micropterus dolomieu (smallmouth bass), 4651 nucleotides long. RefSeq names its product transcription factor EB (gene tfeb). The record is from RefSeq and is a predicted model, not a curated record. NCBI's taxonomy places the organism in Eukaryota, Metazoa, Chordata, Actinopteri, Centrarchiformes, Centrarchidae. Gene Ontology annotation, cellular component: nucleus. Gene Ontology annotation, molecular function: DNA-binding transcription factor activity, RNA polymerase II-specific; protein dimerization activity; RNA polymerase II cis-regulatory region sequence-specific DNA binding. The transcript is spliced from 13 exons. The coding region runs from base 404 to 1963 and encodes 519 amino acids. Gene Ontology annotation, biological process: regulation of transcription by RNA polymerase II; positive regulation of DNA-templated transcription; humoral immune response.